GGGGGACUUAUUGACCAAGUGAAAUUACGCAGUUAAGAACUGGAUGUACCGUACCCAUACACGGUACGUCAAUCCAAUGCCCUCAAUAGGAAUUAGCAAAGUAGAUAGCUGCACUGCCUGGUCUCGUGACCCGAGCAGUUCGAUUGUACCGGUAGUCAACUGAUUCAGCCUGCUGCAGCCAGGAAGGGGAUCCAAUGGCACGAAGAAACUAGAGGCUGGAGGAAGCGGGUUUGGAUCGUUACAUAAACAACACUCAUUUUCCGACAUAACCAGCGGCUGAACAUAGAAACAGGGAUGCCAACGAAAACCCACUCUGCACAGGAGCAGUGACACGUCUGGGUCUCUGUCUCCCAGGAGCAGUGACAUGGCUGCUGAUGAUAAGUCCUCCUCUUCCUCCUCCUCCACGCUGGAGUGGAGCGCGGAGCCACCCCCCCUGCCCCGGAGCCCCUCCCACCUGACGCACUUCAAGCCCCUGACCCCCGAGCAGGACGAGCCCCCCCUCCGCUCGGCCUACAGCUCCUUCGUCAGCCUCUUCCGCUUCAGCAAAGACGAGGGGCGCCCCCCCUCGGUGGCGGAGAAGGCGGAGGUGCCGGUGGCGUCUCCACAGAGGGAGGGGGGCAGCUGGUCCAGUCCGGCCCACGCUCUCCACGUCUCAGCCACGCACAGGAAGCAGCACCCCCCCGAACUGCUCCGGAGGACCUCCACUGCGUCAGCCAUGGAAUGGGGAGCGGACGGUCUACAGGAUCCAUUUUACGAAUUUGCUUUCAGGCAGUGCUUAGAGUUCUCACUGUUUCUUGAGGGCCGUAGGAAGUCGGAAGCCCCCCUGGGGAGUCAUGACCCCCGCACCGCCGUCCAGCUCCGCACCGCCCUCAAACGACUGAAGGAGAUCAUGGAGGGAAAGAGUCAGGACAGCGAUCUGAAGCAGUACUGGAUGCCGGACAGCCAGUGCAAGGAGUGCUACGACUGCAACGAGAAGUUCACCACCUUCCGCCGCCGCCACCACUGCCGGCUGUGCGGCCAGAUCUUCUGCAGCCGCUGCUGCAGCCAGGAAAUCCCCGGCAAGUUCAUGGGCUACACGGGAGACCUGCGGGCCUGCACGUACUGCAGGAAGAUCGCUCUGAGCUACGCGCACUCGGCCGACUCGGGCUCCAUCGGGGAGGAUCUGAGCGCGCUCUCCGACUCGCCCUGCUCCGUCUGCGUGCUGGAGCCCAGCGAGCCCCGCACCCCCGUGGGGGGGCGCAAGGCCAGCCGAAACAUCUUCCUGGAGGAGGACCUGGCCUGGCAGAGAAAAACUCCCAUUGGGAUGAGAAAGAAUCUGAUCCAUCAGGAAUCGCAAGGCAGUGGCAUCAGCUCCAGACUGACUGCGGUGCCAGAAGAUGUGGGCAAAUCUCCAGCAAGGAAGAGGUCAGCCAGCAUCACCAACCUCUCCCUGGACCGCUCUGGGUCCUCCAUCGUCCCGUCCUACGACAGCUCCGUCAGCCCCCAGACCAGCCGGGCCCUGCCCAAAGCGGACCACAACGAGGAGGAGCGCAAGAUCCUGCUGGAUUCAUCCCAGCUGAAGGACCUGUGGAAGAAGAUCUGUCACAACAGCACAGGCAUGGAGUUCCAGGACCAUCGCUACUGGCUGCGCACCUACCCCAACUGCAUUGUGGGAAAGGAGCUGGUCAUCUGGCUGCUUCGCAACGGAACCAUCUCCACGAGGCCUCAGGCGGUGGCUAUAGGACAGGCGUUGGUUGAUGGACGCUGGCUGGACUGUGUCACUCACCAUGACCAGAUUUUCAGGGACGAGUACGCUCUCUAUCGCCCUCUACAGAGCACGGAGUUCUCUGAGACCCCGUCUCCGGACAGCGACAGCGUUAACUCCCUGGAGGGACACUCCGAGCCGUCCUGGUUCAAGGACAUAAAGUUUGACGACAGCGAUCCAGAGCAGCUGGCGGAUGAGUACCCCAUGCCCAACUCCGCCAGCCCCAGUAAGAGAACCUCGGUCAGCAGCUUUCAGUCGGCGGUGGACAGCGAUUCUGCCGCCUCCAUCAACCUGAACGUGGAGCAGGACAACGUCAACUUCCACAUCAAGAAGCACUCCAAGUACCCGCACGUGCCCCCGCACCCGGCCGAGCAGAAAGCGGAGCUCCUGGUGACAGAGGACGGAGGGCAGCAGAUCGCCAUCAGUGACGCGUUCAUUAAAGAGUCCCUGUUCAACAGGCGGGUGGAGGAGAAGGCCAAAGAGAUGCUGUUCACCCCGCUGGGCUGGCACCACAGCUCGCUCGACCAGCUGAGGGAGGAGAACGGGGAGAAGAAGGCCAUGGAGAGGCUGCUCUCCGCCAACCACAGCCACAUGAUGGCGCUGUUGCAGCAGCUGCUGUACAGCGAGUCCCUCUCGCUGUCGUGGCGUGACAUCAUCGUGCCGGUGGUGCGGCAGGUGGUGCAGACGGUGCGGCCGGACGUGCGCAGCUGCGACGACGACAUGGACAUCCGCCAGUUCGUCCACAUCAAGAAGAUCCCGGGCGGGAAGAAGUUUGACUCUGCUGUGGUGAACGGUUUUGUUUGCACCAAGAACAUCGCCCAUAAGAAGAUGAACUCCUACAUCAAGAACCCCAAGAUUCUGCUGCUGAAGUGCUCCAUCGAGUACCUGUACAGGGAGGAGACCAAGUUCACCUGCAUCGACCCCAUCGUGCUGCAGGAGCGGGAGUUCCUGAAGAACUACGUGCAGCGCAUCGCGGACGUGCGGCCCAACCUGGUGCUGGUGGAGAAGACCGUGUCGCGCAUCGCCCAGGACAUGCUGCUGGAGCACGGAAUCACGCUGGUCAUCAACGUCAAGCCCCAAGUGCUGGACAGAGUGAGCCGUAUGACGCAGGGGGACCUGGUCAUGUCCAUGGACCAGCUGCUGACCAAACCCCGCCUCGGCACAUGCCACAAGUUCUGCCUGCACUCCUUCCAGCUGGCCAACAACGAGGCGAAGACGCUGAUGUUCUUCGAGGGCUGCCCCGCCCACCUGGGCUGCACGGUGAAGCUGCGGGGCGCGGCGGAGUACGAGCUGGCGCGGGUGAAGGAGAUCAUCGUGCUGAUGAUCUGCGUGGCGUACCACUCGCAGCUGGAGAUCUCCUUCCUGAUGGACGAGUUCGCCAUGCCGCCCAGCCUGGCCAAGACCGGCUCCUUCCCCUGCCUGCUGGAGAGCGCCACGGGCGAGGAGGAGGAGGAGGAGGAGGAGGACGAGGAGGACGGAGGAGAGCGGGGCAGCAUGGACGGCAGUGACCCAUUCCAGUCGGGGGACGGGGGGGCGGGGCUCCUGGAGCAGGACGGGCCCCCGGGGAAGCCGGCGGCGGGGGCGGGGGCGGAGUCAUCGCCCCGGGACGGCGGGAGCCCCAAGGGCAUGGCGGCGGGCUCGGCCUCGUCCUUCACGGGGCCCGAGGGGGCGGGGCCGGACGUGCUCACCUCCACCCCGGUCUCCUGCCCCCCGGCCCCGCCCCCUCCCGUGUCCCCGCCCUUCCUGAUCCCGGACCUGGAGGCGGAGGCGGGGGCGAUGGCGGGGGCGAUGGCGGAGGGGGCGGGGCCAAAACGGGCGCUGUCGCGGGGCGACUCGCGGGACAGCUCGGGCUCGGAGACGCCGCCGCCGCCCCCCGCCCCGCGGCUCUUCCGCGACCCGCUGCAGGACGACACCGGCAUGUUCGUGGCGGAGCAGGUGGCCUCGUCCGACGACCGGCUGAAGUCGCUCUCGGCGGCGUUUCGGCAGGAGCUGAAGGACAUCAUCCUCUGCAUCUCUCCCUUCAUCACCUUCAAGGAGCCCUUCCUGCUCACCCCGGCCGGGCUGCGCUGCCCCAGCCGCGACUACUUCCCCGAGCAGGUCUACCUGUCCCCGCUGCUCAGCAAGGACUUCCGCGAGCUCGACGGCCGCCGCAAGAGGCAGCUGCUCAAGGAGGCGGGGCCUCCCCCGGGGGGCGUGGCCAACGGCGUCGCCGCGGCGACCGCGGCCCCCGCCCCCCGCUCCAUCCGGGUGCUGCCGUCGCACCGGCUGACCAGCAUGCGCAUCGCCGAGCAGCUGGGCGGCAGCCAGGACCUGGCCCGCACCCUGGCCGACUUCCGGGCCCAGGGGGGCCGCAUCCGCGCGCGGGACGCCGACCCCUUCGCCCAGGCCCCGGCCCCGGCCCGGGAGGCCCCGCCCCCCAGGGCGCCGCCCGUCAAGGCCGACAGUGAGGAGGAGCGGGGCCCGCCCCAGAGCGACAUGACCUGGGCCACCAAGAUGGACUGCCUGAACCCCAUCAACCACCAGAGGCUCUGCGUGCUGUUCAGCAGCUCGUCUGCGCAGUCCAACAACUCGCCCAAUCCCUGCGUCAGCCCCUGGAUUGUGACGAUGGAAUUCUACGGAAAGAAUGAUCUGACCCUCGGCAUAUUUUUAGAAAGAUACUGUUUCAGCAGGCCGUCCUACCAGUGCCCCAGCAUGUUCUGCGAGACUCCCAUGGUGCACCACAUCCGCCGCUUCGUCCACGGCAACGGCUGCGUGCAGAUCGUCCUGAAGGAGCUGGACUCCCCCGUGCCGGGGUACCAGCACACCAUCCUCAACUACUCCUGGUGCCGCAUCUGCAAGCAGGUGACGCCGGUCGUACCCCUGUCCAACGACUCCUGGUCCAUGUCCUUCGCCAAGUACCUGGAGCUGCGGUUCUACGGGCACCAGUACACUCGCCGCGCCAACGCGGAGCCCUGCGGGCACUCCAUCCACAAGGACUACCACCAGUACUUCUCCUACAACCAGAUGGUGGCGUCCUUCAGCUACACCUCAGUGAGAAUGCUGGAGAUCUGCCUGCCCCCCCAAAAGAUCUUCAUCAGGAACCAGGGCCCCUCCAAGAACAGCCUGCUGCAGGACCUCAAGGACUUCACUCAGAAGGUGACGCAGGUGUACCUGGCCAUCGACGACCGGCUCACCUCCCUGAAGACCGAAACCUUCAGCAAGACCCGCGAGGAGAAGAUGGAGGACCUGUUUGCUCAGAAAGACAUGGAGGAGGUGGAGCUGCGCAGCUGGAUCGAGAAGCUGCAGGCGCGGCUGCUCUCCUGCGGGCUGGACACGCCGCAGCAGCUGCAGGCGGUGCUGGAGUCGGUGGUGAUGAAGAAGCAGAGCCUGUGUGAAACGCUGCAGUCCUGGAACACCCGGCUCCAGGACCUGUUCCAGCAGGAGAAGGGCCGGAAACGUCUGUCUGUCCCGCCCAGCCCAGGGAGACACAGACAGACGGACGACAGCAAGACGAGCGCUCUGGAGUCCUCCCCCCGAAACCCCUCCCCCGUGGUGCAGAACGGAGAGAAAGAGGAUCGGUACCUGAGCACGCUGCCCUCAGGCUCGGGGUCGUCCUCGCUGCUGCAGCUGCCGUCGCCGGGGGAGGCGGGAUCAGAACCGCUCUCCUGUGGACCGUCCUUCCCUGAGCAGGACUCCAUCAGCAUCCCAGAAGACGUGUUUGACGGACAUCUGCUGGGCUCCAAUGACAGCCAGGUGAAGGAGAAGUCCACCAUGAAAGCCAUCCUGGCCAACCUGUUGCCUGGCAACAGCUACAACCCCAUCCCUUUCCCAUUCGACCCGGACAAGCACUACCUGAUGUAUGAGCACGAGCGGGUUCCCAUCGCUGUGUGCGAGAGAGAGCCCAGCUCCAUCAUCGCCUUCGCCCUCAGCUGUAAGGAGUACAAGGCGGCUCUGGAGGACCUUUCCAAGGUCACUGUGAAGACUGGAGCCGAGGAGACUGCACAGACCAACAGCGCGGGAGAGAACCGGGUGAAGAACAGCCCCGCCAAACCCAGCGAGGCGGCCACCCCCCUGGCGGGGCGGACCAGCAUGGAGGCAGACCCUCUCAAAGAGCCAGACGGAGGUGACAAGCAGAAGAAGGUGGCAGGCAAUCCUCACAUUGAACUGCAGUUCUCCGACGCCAACGCCAAGUUCUACUGCCGGAUCUACUACGCGGAGGAGUUCCACCGCAUGCGCGAGGAGAUCAUGGAGAGCAGCGAGGACGACUUCGUGCGCUCGCUCUCGCACUGCGUCAACUGGCAGGCCCGCGGGGGGAAGUCCGGCGCCGUCUUCUACGCCACCGAAGAUGACCGGUUCAUCCUGAAGCAGAUGCCCAGGCUGGAGGUGCAGUCCUUCCUGGACUUCGCUCCGCACUACUUCACCUACAUCACUGGAGCUGUGCAGCAGAAGCGCCCCACCGCACUGGCUAAGAUCCUGGGCGUGUACCGGAUCGGCUACAAGAACUCUCAGAACAACACGGAGAAGAAGCUGGACCUGCUGGUGAUGGAGAACCUGUUCUACGGACGCAAGAUGGCGCAGGUGUUCGACCUGAAGGGGUCGCUGCGGAACCGCAACGUGAAGACGGACUCGGGCAAGGAGAGCUGCGAGGUGGUGCUGCUGGACGAGAACCUGCUGCGGCUGGUGCACGACAACCCGCUGUACAUCCGCGCGCACUGCAAGGCCAUCCUGCGCGCCGCCAUCCACAGCGACGCCUUCUUCCUCACCUCCCACCUCAUCAUCGACUACUCGCUGCUGGUGGGCCGCGACGACACCACCGACCAGCUAGUGGUGGGCAUCAUCGAUUACAUUCGGACCUUCACCUGGGACAAGAAACUGGAAAUGGUGGUCAAAUCCACUGGAAUUCUGGGCGGCCAAGGGAAGUUGCCCACGGUGGUCUCCCCGGAGCUGUACCGGGCCCGGUUCUGCGAGGCCAUGGAUAAGUACUUCCUGAUGGUGCCGGACCACUGGACCGGGUUGGGGGUGAACUGCUGAGCCUGGCGGCGAGGCGGACUGUUGGGCCCUCAGCGGGACCGGGACCCCCCCCCCGUCUCUCCCGCUAUCCUGGGGCGACAGAGAGGGGGGCCCACCCCUCACCCCCCCGUCUCUCACAGAUCCACAGAAGCACACUUUAGGCUGGCUGAGGACGGGCAGGUAAAGGUGUGUUAAUUUAUCGGACCCUCCGCAGUGAGGUGGCCACCGCCCCACCUGAGGGGCGCACACAAGCCCCGACUUCCUCCCGAAUCGUGACAAGCUGUCACUAGGACGGGGGGGGGGUGUUGUGAAUCAGUGUUGUGGAAGUGCCAAGACACAGUGGUCCUUUCGUUUGCUUGAGAUUUUGGGACGUCGCACUGAAAACCCCUGGCAAGGCACGCCCUGAGAACAAGCCAGUCUGCGUGCGGUGUUUGUCCCAACUGUACAGAGAUUGAUGUAAUAAAGGAUUAACACAGUUUGUUAAAGUU
Anguilla anguilla (European eel) is the source of this 7221-nucleotide messenger RNA. It is a transcript of the gene pikfyve, whose product is annotated as phosphoinositide kinase, FYVE finger containing. The transcript is spliced from 42 exons. The coding region runs from base 365 to 6754 and encodes 2129 amino acids. The record is from RefSeq and is a predicted model, not a curated record. Lineage: Eukaryota; Metazoa; Chordata; Actinopteri; Anguilliformes; Anguillidae. Gene Ontology annotation, biological process: intracellular signal transduction; phosphatidylinositol metabolic process. Gene Ontology annotation, molecular function: metal ion binding; ATP binding; 1-phosphatidylinositol-3-phosphate 5-kinase activity.